Molecule: messenger RNA, 1210 nt
Organism: Guyanagaster necrorhizus
Lineage: Eukaryota; Fungi; Basidiomycota; Agaricomycetes; Agaricales; Physalacriaceae
Exons: 4
Coding region: 83-1210 (375 amino acids)
Biological process (GO): lipid metabolic process
Source: RefSeq, a predicted model, not a curated record
CUUCUAUUUAGGCUUCAUGGUGCGUUCAGAGUUUGUUUUCUAGUUUGACUCCUACCUCCAGCCUUCGCCUCGGAGAAAAGACAUGUGGUCUCCUCCACAGCUUAGCAGCAGAGAACCGCCCAGUUGGUCGUCUGUCACCACUGCUCUAUUACCUUCUCUAGCUUGCUACUAUGUGAGCGCCCUCCUCACUGUUCGAUCCUACUCUUUUCUUGUCCGCAUGUGUUUUUUGCCAAUAACACUGGGCAUGCUGUACCGAUGUUCUGUAUCUCUCGAUAUGGCGUAUAUGGACGGGGCCGUCCGGAAUGAUUGUUUGAAUUGCCGAAAUGAAACAUUGUUGGCGGGAAUGACUUUCUUGGGUAUGCGCGCUAUAGCCUGGACCGUUUCCGCCACUCCGCCUAGAAGGCUAGAUUCCAAGAAACCCAGCGCCAUGCAGCUAUGCUUCACAGGCAGGUACCACGAGUGGAACUUGUCUUCAGGACUCCAUGUACCAGCGGAAUGGCGUCCGACGAAUUCAAGAACUAUGUUUGUGCUCGCUACACUGGCUCCCCAGCUCAUCCACACCCCUCUCUCACCGAACACGUUCGGAUCCCCAACGGGUGGUACCAUUUUUACUGCCAAUGGUGUCCCCGACCUGCAUUCCACAUAUAUAACCCUCCUUAGUGGCAUAGUCCUCUACAGUGCCACCCAAUCUGCAUAUGAUGCUUGUGCAAACUUUUGCGUCUUCUUCCUCCAACGGAAUCCCACACAGUGGCCCUCGUUCUUUGACCGUCCAUGGCAAUCGACAUCUUUGCACCAUUUUUGGGCUAAAGGAUGGCACCAGUUCGUAGCCCCGGGCGGCAGACCACUGUACGCGCUUGGCUUUGGACGUACCGGUGCAGUUCUCGGCUCCUUCACUGUCUCUAGCAUACUUCACAUUUCCAGCCACUGGGGUCUGGGACGCUGUUCCGAGUGGGCUACUAUGGGGGGGUACUUUAUCAUUCAAGGCGUCGGCGUCGUCUUGGAAGGAAUAUGGAAGAAGGUGACUGGGUAUCGGGUUGGAGGCAUUCUGGGCUGGCUAUGGACCGUCGCUUGGGUGGUAGGAUGGGGAAAUAUAGUAAUUGAUGCAUGGGCAAGGGCAGGGCUUAUUGGUAGUGUUUUUUUCCCAAAUGGGAUGAGACCCAUCACUGGUUCUGGUACUUCAUUUGUGACGGUCGUCGUCAGGAUUGGAUAG